GAAAAUGAAUGGAAAAAGUGGGGUCUAUUUAUUCCACUAUGUAAUGAAUUUGUCUACAUCCUACUAUACUCUCUUUCCUACACAUCCACCCUUACAAAAUUCCAAAGAAAGUUCACAUGCUUUGUUUGUUUGUGAAUUCCGACUAGCAAUAAGGUCAGUCUGCAUUUUUGCUUUUGCCAUGACUACUACUGCACUUGUUCUCUUAGCGGUUUCAUGCUGCUUCUUGUGGUUGAAUCUAUCGUCACCUUUGCAAGUUGAGGCAGCAGCAAAAGUGGUUAAUCCUCAAAUCACUGUGAUGGGUAUGGUUUACUGUGACAUUUGCUCCAAUAAUUCCUUCUCCAGGCACAGCUACUUCAUGCCAGGUGUAGAAGUUAAGAUAGACUGCACCUUCAAGGCAAUGGCAACAAGGACAGCAGAACUGGUAUCAGUGUCAGUGAACAGAACUACCAACAGACAUGGAGUUUACAGGUUGGAGAUACCUUCUGUGGAUGGAAUAGAGUGUGCUGCAGAGAAAGAAGUGGGCACUUCUUGCAGGGCUACCCUUAUUGGAAGCAAAUCUUCUUCAUGUAAUAUACCUGGCUCUACAAGAACCACUACUGAUGAGAUUACCAUCAAAUCUAAACAAGCAAACAUGUGCAUCUAUAGUCUCAGUGCUUUAAAUUUCAGACCUUCUAAGAGAAAUGUUGCUCUCUGUGGAAAUUAACGCCCCAACUACUUAGAUGGCUUCCCUUUUAAGUGUUCCAUAAUGUCUUCUCCUUCUCUUUCACUUUCAUUUCCCAUUUAUAGGGAAUAACAUGUAUAAUUCACGUCUCUUUUAUUUCCAGUAUAAUCAAAAGCUUGCAUCACACUGUGCUGUUAAAUGCAUGUGAAUACAAGGAUAUGUAUUAGAAACA
Messenger RNA from Lycium barbarum (goji berry), 893 nucleotides. RefSeq lists its product as uncharacterized. The transcript has 3 exons. The record is from RefSeq and is a predicted model, not a curated record. Bases 5 to 703 code for a protein of 232 amino acids. NCBI's taxonomy places the organism in Eukaryota, Viridiplantae, Streptophyta, Magnoliopsida, Solanales, Solanaceae.